AUGCCUAGUGUAUAUUGUUUGGCAGAUGUGUGCAUGGUUCCAAUCGGAACAGGAUCUGCAAGUAUAUCUGAUUUUGUAGCUCUAAUUGAAAAGAAGAUCCGUGAGAGUACCUUAAAAAGUACUUUACAUAGUGCUGGUACAACUAUUGAAGGGCCUUGGGAUGAUGUUAUGAAAUUAAUCGGUGAACUUCAUGAAUACGCCCAUGAAAACGGUAUAAUUAGAAUUCAAACGGAUAUGAGAGUGGGAACCAGAGUCGAUAAACAACAGUUUGCUCAAGACAAAAUAGAUGUGGUAUUAAAAAAAUUAAAUGAAAUGAAGUAA
Molecule: messenger RNA, 321 nt
Organism: Tetrapisispora phaffii CBS 4417
Lineage: Eukaryota; Fungi; Ascomycota; Saccharomycetes; Saccharomycetales; Saccharomycetaceae
Gene: ECM15
Product: Ecm15p
Exons: 1
Coding region: 1-321 (106 amino acids)
Cellular component (GO): cytosol
Source: RefSeq, a predicted model, not a curated record